ACCACUUUCCUCAAUUCCCAAGAUCCCCAUCCAUAAUCAAGAAAGCCUCACCCUUUCUAUUUUCCCCUAUCGAAAUUAGGGUUUUCUUUCCCACUCUGUUCACGUCGCCGACUCCAUAAACACACCCAAUUCAAUCGAAUUAGGGUUUUCUUUCUUUCUCACUCCCUAUAAUCACAAUCCCCUGAAAAUUCAGUACCCCAAAACCCACCAUGGAUCCCAAAUACAAUGUCCAGGCGGCUUCCUACCAAGCCAACCAGGCCCGCCGCUUGCCGAUCUCGGAGGCGGCGCCGAUCUACGAGAAUCUCCUGACGGCGUUCCCGACCGCGGCGAAAUACUGGACCCAAUACGCCGAGGCCCAGAUGGCGGCGAACGACGACGAGGCCACCAAAAACAUAUUCAGCAGGUGUUUGAUGAAAUGCCGCCACCUCCCUCUUUGGCAGACCUACAUCAAUUUCAUCAGAAGAGUCAACGCCAACAACGGCCAAGAGGGUCAAGAUUUGAUUAGGAAAGCCUUUGAUUUCGUGAUUAGUUGUGUUGGGGAUGAUAUCACUUCUGGGCCUGUGUGGUUGGACUACAUUAGUUUCUUGAAGUCUAGCAACCAGAUUGUUUCGCUGCGAAAAGCUUACCAGAAGGCCUUUUUGACUCCUAAUCAUCACAUGGACCAGCUUUGGAGUGAGUAUCAGAGUUUCGAAAACACCUACAACAAGGACCUUGCGAAAAGCCUGUUGGCUGAGUUUUCGCACAAGUUCAAAGGCGCCAAGGCGGCUUAUUGGGAGAGGAGGAAUGUGGUUAAGGACAUCGACUUUGGCAUGCUUGCUGUGCCGCCCACUGGCUCUCCCAGGGAAGAAGGGCAGUGGAUGGCGUGGAAGAAGCUGUUGGCUUUUGACAAAGAAAACCGACAGAGGAUAGACAUUGCAUCGUGCAACAAGCGAAUUGAAUUGGCAUAUGAGCAGUGUCUGAUGUAUCUGUGCCAUUACCCUGAUAUGUGGUAUGAUUACGCAAUGUGGCUUGUGAAAAGUGGUUCCAUGGAUGCUGCAGUCAAAGUGUUUGAGAGAGCUUUGAAGGCUGUUCCUGAGUCCGAGAUGCUGAGGUAUGCGUAUGCGGAUCUGGAAGAAUCCCGGGGAGAAAUCAAGGCUGCAAAGAAGAUAUACGAGAGCCUUUUGGGAGAUGGUGGUACUGGCACAUCACCAGGACUUGCUCAAAUACAGUUUCUUCGAUUCUUAAGGAGGACUGAAGGUAUUGAAGCUGCUCGCAGCUACUUUUUAGAAGCUAGAAAAUCCCCAAAUUGUACUUAUAAUGUAUAUGUUGCAUAUGCGAAUAUUGCCUUAUGUCAUGAUAAAAAUAUGAAACUUGCACACAAUGUUUUUGAAGCUGGGAUGAAACUGUUUAUGCAUGAGCCUGAGUACAUUCUUGAGUAUCUAGAACAUUUGAUUCGUUUGAAUGAUGAUAUGAAUGCUAGAGCCUUGUUUGAGAGGGCAUUAUGCUCAUUGCCAACAGAGAAAUCGGUUGAGAUAUUGAACCGUUUUGUCAAGUUUGAGCAAACUUAUGGAAACUUGACCAGUAUGUUGAAGGUUGAGCAAAGAAAAAAAGAAGCACUUUCUAGAAUAGGUGGUGAAGAGCAACCUUUAUCUUUGGAAAGUUCAUUGCAGGAUGUUGUAUCACGUUAUAGUUUCAGGAAUCUUUGUCCCUGCUCUAUGAAGGAUUUGGAUCAUUUAACCCGACAAGAGUCCCUAUCUAGAAAUAAGAAUAGGAAGGUUGAUAGUUCCUCCCCUGUUCCGACUGAAGCUAAACCAUCCGUGGUACCGGAUUCAUCAGUGCCAGUGUCUACAAAAGUAGUUUAUCCAGCUACAAAUCAAACCACACCUACAACAGCUGUUGUUCCAAACACAGUGCUACAAAGCCAAACACCCGUGGCUGGAAAUGUUCAAACCACAAUGGCACUAGUAGGUGGAGAUCCAAAGUUUGAUGACAUACUAAAAACUACACCUGCUUUGGUAGCCUUCUUGACAAAUAUGCCGCAGCAAGUUGGCGGUCCAACCCCAGAUGUGGAUGUUGUGUUAUCAUUUGUUUUGCAGAGUGAUAUACCAAGCAACUCAACCAGCAGAAAAAGGAAAGCCAAUGAAUGGGAGGUUGUUAAGGAGGUCAAGCACCAGCCGAUAUUCCCAGUAGAUGUUUUCAAGAUGCGGCAGUUGCAGAAGUAUCACCCUACCGGUUCUCAAACAGGAUCAGCCUCCUGCGGGAGUUCUAGUUGUAGUUCUGGAGAUUACACUGUAGUUACUCGCAACACUAUCUAAAUGUAAAAAAAAGUAAAUUCUUUUAUGUUGUUUCCUCACUUCCUGAUCUUUUGCAGAUCAGUCUCAUAUGUACAAAUAUCAUUUACUCAAUAAAUACUCCACUGUUCAAAAGUAAUUUCCCGAGCA
Molecule: messenger RNA, 2420 nt
Organism: Rosa chinensis
Lineage: Eukaryota; Viridiplantae; Streptophyta; Magnoliopsida; Rosales; Rosaceae
Product: cleavage stimulation factor subunit 77
Exons: 1
Coding region: 210-2294 (694 amino acids)
Biological process (GO): mRNA 3'-end processing
Cellular component (GO): nucleus
Molecular function (GO): mRNA binding; protein binding
Source: RefSeq, a predicted model, not a curated record